CGUUCAGGCAGUAGUACGACGACCGUCAGCCGAGAAGGUUCCGUGCGCCGUCGAUCGUGUGUCCCAACAGCUGACUGCUGAGACGAACUGUGUAGACUGUGAAGGAACACUGCGGGAACAUUGGUGUGCAAUUCGCUGUCUGUGGUUGGUGAAGUCAUCGGCGCAAUACUCGUGGCUGUGACCUAUUGAGUGGCGUAGAGUUUCCUUGGUUACUCCGACGCUUUCGUGACUGAAUUACGCUCGCGGACUGAUCGAUCAGCCAGGACUUCGUGGCCGAACUAUGAGCUAACCCUCGCUCGGGAGUUGGAUUAGGACUGGUGUGAAACGCGGACUAAGUGUGCCUGGUCCAGCGGCUGCGUGCGUCCCUGGUUUUCAUCGUGUUCAUCCGUGAGCUGUCCUCAACACCGCUGUGUCAUUCGCUACUGGUCGCUGCAGUAGAGAAAAACGCGCCGGGGCCUUCGGGUCUCCUCCGUCGUACCGGGGCCGGCGGCGCGCUCCCUGACCGCGCCGGCCCGCCGAGCUCACCGGGACCGGCGAGCGUGGCACAAAGACCGAACACCGAGAGCCGGUGAGAGCGACGCGCAUGCAGGCCGGCGCCGGCAGCGUGACAGCGCCUCGAGCCAUGCGGGACCAGCUGCGGCCGGCCUCCUCGCGACAGCGGCUCACCGACGGGCCCGGUAGCGCGCGCUCGCUGCCGCGCAAGUUCCGCCGCGGCUCGCCGUCGCCGGCGACGCGACGCGCCCGCGCGGCGGCGCGCACCAUCGCCUAUUCGCAAGAGGAGUUUGUAGCGCACAACUCCAAUGUCAACUGCCUGGCGCUGGGUCAUAAGUCGGGCCGGGUGCUGGUCACCGGCGGAGAUGACAAAAAGGUCAACCUGUGGGCCGUCGGCAAGCCCCACUGUAUCAUGAGCCUGAGCGGCCACACCACCUCCGUGGAAUGUGUACGGUUCGGGAACACAGAGGAGCUGGUCUGUGCGGGCUCCAGCUCGGGCGCCAUCAAAAUAUGGGACCUGGAGGCCGCGCGGCUAGUACGGACCCUGACCGGCCACAAGAGCAACACCCGCUGUAUCGACUUCCAUCCUUACGGCGACUUCCUGGCCUCCGGCAGUUUCGACACCAACAUCAAGCUUUGGGAUAUCCGACGGAAGGGCUGCAUCUUCACCUACAAGGGCCACAACCAGAUGGUCAACAGCGUCAAGUUCUCGCCGGACGGCCAGUGGAUCGCCUCGGCCGGGGAGGACGGGGGUGUCAAGCUAUGGGACCUGCGGGCCGGUAAGAUGCUGACUGAGCUGGUGCGGCACACUGGACCGGUGGUAGACGUGGAGUUUCACCCACACGAGUUCCUGGUGGCCUCUGGCGGCUUCGACCGCGUGGUCAACCUCUGGGACCUGGAGAACUUCCAGCUGGUCACCAGCACAGACGGAGAGUGUGGACCAAUCAGGUGUAUCGCGUUCGCGGCGGAUGGCGACUGCGUGUUCGCCGGCUGCCACGACAUGCUCAAGGUGUACGGCUGGGAGCCGUUCCGGUCGCACGACACGGUCGCCAUGGGCUGGGGCAAGAUCGCCGACAUCGCCGUGGCCCAGACGCAGCUGAUCGGCGCGGCGUUCCACUCGUCCAACGUCUCCGUCUACAUGGUGGACCUGAAGAAGGUCCAGCCGUUCGGCCGGCCACAAAUCCAGCCCGAGCCGGCCUCGGCACCGCCGCCCGUCUUCAGGCACAACCAACACGUGCGCAAGAGCUUCAUCAAGGAGAAACCGCCAGAUGGAAACGGCAACGACAUGGCGAUGCGGGUGGAGGAGUCGUCUGACACCAACGUCAACACGGACCCAGAGGACGACCUCCUCUCCGUGGUGGAUGUCAAGGAUCAGCACGACUACACGGAGAUCUUCAGGCCACGUACCCGCGCUUUGAACCGCACCCCGCCGCCGGAGCCGGCGCCGCCCGCCGACCCGUCGCCGUCCCUGCCGCCGCUGCCGCCGUCCACUCCCGUCCGCGCCCGGCUGGCGACGCCGAGCGGGCCGGGCGCACCGCGCGCCUCAGACCUGCCGCCGGUGUCGCGGUCGCCGGCCGAGCCGGGCCCGCCGUCGCCACCGACCGCGGGCCCCACCGACCCGCCGCCGUCGGCGCGUCGUCCGCCGCUCGGCCACACACCUCCGUCCCCGGUGCGGACUCAGCUGGCCGGCCGGCAGGCGGUCUACCACUCGACCCCGGACGUCCGGCCCGACAGUGUGCCCAUCCCCACUGAACCCUACAGGCCUCCGCCGACCGGUCUGCGCCACAGUCCGUCGGACCCGGUGAUAAUCCGCGGCGGUGGCCCGGAACUGGCGCCGGUCCCCACCGACACCCGGCCGCCGUACGGCUCCUACACGCGGCACGCGCACCCGCCGCCGCCGCCGGCCGCCGCCCUCGACCCGGACAUGGACGGCUCCAACAUCGUGCCCAUGACCGGCGACAAGCCGUCCGGCCUGGACAUCGACGACUUCCUGCCGAACAAGUUCUCUCGUCUGGGCAUGGGCGGCGGCCAGUAUUCGUCCCAGUCGGCCGUCUCCGAGGCCGAGGCGUUCACCAGCAUCGUCAAGGGUCACGACUCGAUGAUGUCGGUGCUGACGGGGCGCCACAGGCAGCUGGAGAUCGCUCACUCGCUCUGGUGUAGCAAGGACGCCAAGACUGCGCUGGAGCACGUGGUGGCGCGUAACGACCUCUCCGUCAGUGUGGAUCUGCUGAGCCAGCUCAACCUCCGACCGUCCAUAUGGAACCUUGACAUCUGUCAGGUCCUCCUGCCGUCGAUACAGGAGAUGCUUCAGUCCAAGUACGAGAUGUAUAUGACGAUCGGGUGCAGCUCGCUCAAACUCAUCCUCAAAAACUUCGCGCACAUGAUCAAAACCAACAUCGAGAGUCCUGUCUACACCCACGGCGUGGAUAUCUCGCGAGAAGAGAGGUACAACAAGUGCAAGGGCUGCAACGACCAGCUGCUCUCGAUCCGAGCCUUCCUGCUAAAACGGCAAACGCUGCAGGGCAAGAUCGGUCAGACAUUCCGCGAGCUGCAGAUCCUAAUGCAGGCGCUGGACUGAGGCGGCGCGCCCACCACGGGCCGCCCAGCCCGGGCCGGCCCCUCUGAUCUGUGAUUGCAAUAGCAGCUGCGGCCGGGCGUCACUCCGUGCCUUGGUCGCCGCUGCCGCCGGACCGCCACCCCGGCCGGCCGGCCAGCGAGCCGCGUCUAGUCUAGUCGAAUGAGAGAGUGAGUGAGUGCGACCCGACGUAAGUCAGGGAGAAGGAGCCGCGCGCUGCCGGCCAGGAGACGAUCUCAGUUCCUGUGUGUGCGGACCGGUCAGUGAUGGAGUCGCCAGAGCGCCGCUGGUGGCCGACCACCGCCGUCCGAGUGAACGGAUGCAUAUGUCAUUUUUACGUGCCAAUUAUUUCUGUUGGUCGGUGUGUGCGUGUGUUCGGUUUUCGGUGAUAUUGUUUUGUUUUUGUGGACGGCCGAUGACGUGCCGUCCCACUGCCGCUGCCGAGGCCUUGACAAGCUGAGCGGGACGGCGGGCGACUGGGGCCCGCCUGUCCCCUAUGUGACCGGGCGCCUGCUGGACAGAGGGAAGGAAGGACGGGCGGCGCUACACAGCUCUACUAACACCAGCAGACUGCCGCUCAACAGUAACAUUCCCACGCCUAGACAGAGAUCAAACCGAACGUAACUUGUUAAUAAAAUAAACGCUUUUUAAUGAACUGCC
Molecule: messenger RNA, 3727 nt
Organism: Amphibalanus amphitrite
Lineage: Eukaryota; Metazoa; Arthropoda; Thecostraca; Balanomorpha; Balanidae
Product: katanin p80 WD40 repeat-containing subunit B1-like
Exons: 14
Coding region: 584-3070 (828 amino acids)
Biological process (GO): microtubule severing; microtubule depolymerization
Cellular component (GO): katanin complex
Molecular function (GO): microtubule binding
Source: RefSeq, a predicted model, not a curated record